Messenger RNA from Acyrthosiphon pisum (pea aphid), 1128 nucleotides. RefSeq names its product zinc finger protein 180-like. NCBI's taxonomy places the organism in Eukaryota, Metazoa, Arthropoda, Insecta, Hemiptera, Aphididae. The record is from RefSeq and is a predicted model, not a curated record. The transcript has a single exon. Gene Ontology annotation, molecular function: DNA-binding transcription factor activity, RNA polymerase II-specific. The coding region runs from base 67 to 993 and encodes 308 amino acids. Gene Ontology annotation, cellular component: nucleus. Gene Ontology annotation, biological process: regulation of transcription by RNA polymerase II.
AAAAAACGAAUACCCAUUAAAUAAAUUAUUAACUAAUAGAAGCAGACGAAAUACCAGAAGACCAGCAUGGAGAAGACAUCUUACACAUGUGACAAGUCGUACGGUAAAAGUAGCGAUUCGACGGCACAUAAACGCACGCAUACUGACGAAAAAACAUACGUAUGUGAUGUAUGCGAUAAGUAUUUCACUCAAAGUGGCCAAUUGACGGCACAUCGACGCAUACACACUGGCGAAAAACCAUACGUAUGUGAUGUAUGCGAUAAGUAUUUCACUCAAAGUGGCCAAUUGACGGCACAUCGACGCACCCACACUGGCGAAAAACCAUACGCAUGCGAUGUGUGUGACAAGGCGUUUUCUGUAAGUUAUAGUUUAACAGCACAUCGGCGCACGCAUACUGGCGAAAAACCGUACAGAUGUGAUGUAUGCGACAAGUCGUUCUCGCUAAGUUACAGUUUGACGGCACAUCGACGUACGCACACAGGCGAAAAACCAUACGCAUGUGAUGUGUGUGACAAGGCGUUUUCUGUAAGUUAUAGUUUGACGUCACAUCGACGAACGCACUCUGGCGAAAAACCAUACGCAUGUGAUGUAUGUGACAAGGCGUUUUCUGUAAGUUAUAGUUUAACAGCACAUCGGCGCACGCAUACUGGCGAAAAACCGUACAGAUGUGAUGUAUGCGACAAGUCGUUCUCUAUAAGUUACAGUUUGACGGCACAUCGACGAACGCAUACUGGUGAAAAACUGUACGCAUGUGAUGUAUGCGAUAAGUCGUUCUUUGUAAGUAGCAAUUUGACGGCACAUCGACGAACGCACACUGGCGAAAAACCGUACGCAUGCGAUGUAUGCGACAAAUCGUUCUCUGUGAGUAGCAAUUUGACGGUACAUCGACGCUCGCAUACGGGCGAAAAACCGUAUGCAUGUGAUGUAUGUGGCAAGUCGUUCUCUAUGAGUAGCAGUUUGACGGUUCACAAGCGGACACACACAAAGCACUGAUCUGAUUGAUCAAAGGUCCAAGGGACAUAUUUAAAUAUGAUAAAUCAUGUUAUCUAUUAUUAUGGUAACACCGUUAAAGUGUUAAUUCUGUCUUGUAUUUUUUUUCUUUAAACUAAUUAGCUAAUUUGUCAUAUC